AUGGCUUCUUCCAACGAAACGACGCCGAUUCUUUCCACCAACUCUCGGCCACCAACGCUCACUCAACUCCUCGCUACUUGUGCUCCAUCCAGCCGGUUUCUCCCGCCACCGGACCACGGUAGAGCGUGUCACUCAACUGCCUCGCGCGUUCAAGCCGAUGCUGGGACGACCGCCUACGAUUGCGUCGCCCGGCUGGGAGGAUUGAAAUGGGGCACACCCGCGUCACCUGGCGUCAGGGUUCUAACUUCUCAGCUCUUUCUUCGAUAUACUCGAGCAACACCCCUCAUUGCUGGACCUGUUCCGCGAGGAGCUAGACGCCAUCAGCAAUGCUCCUCGCAGCGAGAUGCCUCGAAAGGGCGAACGCAACGUCGAGAUUUCGUUUAUAGACCUCUUCGCUAGCGGUCUACGAUCUGCAACGGCGGCGCUGCUCAACCAUCAUGCCGCGAUCACCGAGGCCGUCGGAGCUUCUUCCGCUUCCGCAUCGACCUCCGCGGCGAGACCCAGGUACUCGGUUCGGUGGGACCAACCUGAAAGUGCUCUCCGCACGCAGGGCGAUGCUGUCGUCUACAUUCAACGUGGGGCUGGCAACGUCGUUUCAAGUAUCUCGAUUGGAUACAAGCGGGACAACGUACAUCAUAGCUUGACCAAGGUACGCCAGGACGGCGCCCUCUCGCAUAUUCCCAUACUCGACCACGGGGCCCCAGUGCCACUUCAGAAUCUAGAGGAAGAAAAGUCGAAGGGUGCAGAUGCUGUGGCGACCAAGGUGAGGCAUGCAUCUUGCAGGCUUGGACAUACGCUUUCUCGAUCCGGCCUCGAAUAAUGGGGCUCUGUGUUUACUCAUUUCUCAUUUUUCAUGCUCGUCAAGGCCGUCAUCCAGUGCGUCUCCAGCGAUAGUUGAUUCUUCUUGUUGGUGUCGGUUCCGUUCUUCCAGAUCGGUGAACUGGGUACGCCGCAACUUUGAACCCACCGACCUCUGUCGAAACCUUCCGGGCCCCACUGAUGCAUGCGAUCAUGCGGCCUUGGUUUGGCCAUUCGCCGCUCACCCACAGUCCAGCACCAGUCGACGCACGCUGCCACGGCAAGGGAUCCCGUAGCGUCGACCUCAGCCUCGUCGGCCUCAAUCUCGGCUGCGACCGCUUACUCUCCGGCACCUUCCCCCAAGGCUAGUUACAGCUUGAUUCUACAAGAGCUCGCACGAUGAGUAGAGCCCUCUCCGACGACCUUGAACCCAGAAGCUGCCGAAAGACUUGGCACCGAUCUUCCACGACGGUCACUCAUCGUGUCCUUCAUCGCCCUGGCUUUCACAGCCGUAAUCGAAGUCCCCAAGCCGGACCAAGCCGUCGUCGAUAAACUGCUCGAUGCCCGGCGCCAACCUCCGAAUCGGCCUCGAACUCGCUCCAAGCCGGACUCGGACUCGGACCGUGACGAUGAUCCCUCCCCGCGGGUCCAAAAAGCCCAGAAGACUUCGGCUGAAGCCACCUGUCAUAGCAAAAAAAAAACCCUUGAAAUGGGACGAUCCCGGGAUCAUCCCGGGAUCGAGCCCCCGAUUUGA
Molecule: messenger RNA, 1552 nt
Organism: Microbotryum saponariae
Lineage: Eukaryota; Fungi; Basidiomycota; Microbotryomycetes; Microbotryales; Microbotryaceae
Source: the annotation of a GenBank genome assembly